This is a messenger RNA of Lytechinus variegatus (green sea urchin), 1035 nucleotides long. RefSeq names its product chymotrypsin B-like. Bases 112 to 924 code for a protein of 270 amino acids. Gene Ontology annotation, biological process: proteolysis. The transcript has 5 exons. Lineage: Eukaryota; Metazoa; Echinodermata; Echinoidea; Temnopleuroida; Toxopneustidae. Gene Ontology annotation, molecular function: serine-type endopeptidase activity. The record is from RefSeq and is a predicted model, not a curated record.
CGGAAACUAUCAUACAUUAGUCACGUGACGUUGUACACAGAAAUAUGCCAUGUUCUGCCUGCUCGAUCUCAAAGUUUGGGAGAAAAAUGAGAUGUAACUAUUAUACCAGUCAUGAAGUAUUAUACAUCAACAUCCGAUGUACAAUGUGGUGUGCCGCCUAUCCCUCCGAACGAGAUGUCGUCUAACAUUGUUGGUGGUGAGGAAGCUAGGCCAAACAGUUGGCCCUGGAUGGCGGAAGUCAUCAAGACUCCGACUCAUCAUUACUGUGGGGGCGCCCUCCUCGACGAGCAGUGGGUAGUCUCUGCGGCGCAUUGCUUCAAAGGACAUAUAUCUGAGUACUGGUUUUCCUUAGGAGGUCAUUGGAGCGCCAGUUACUACCCAAGUGAUUAUGAAACAAAUCGGCAGACAUGUAGGGCUUUGAAGAUCAUCCAACAUCCGAAUUACGAUGAGAAUGUGAGGGGGUACGACAUUGCCCUCGUAAAACUUGCAGAAAAGGUCACGUUCAAUGAUUACGCCCAACCAGUAUGCCUACCUGAUAAAAGACCCGAUGAUGGGCAGAUGGUCUAUGUCACUGGCUGGGGAGACGUAGAGUAUGAGGGGAGUUCCGCAAACAAACUUCGUCAGGUCAGUCUACCCAUUGUCAGUGACCGUGAAUGUGAAUGGGUUUAUGGCAGACAAAAAAUAGAUGACACCAUGAUCUGUGCUGGAACAGAUAGUGGAGGAAAGGAUUCAUGUAACGGGGAUAGCGGUGGACCGAUGGUCGAGAAAGUCGUGCAAGGCUCCGGCUUCCAGAAAAGAGAAUUUUGGGCUCUGGUUGGAAUCGUCAGCUGGGGAAGCGGCUGCGGAUAUCCCGGUAUACCUGGGGUGUACACCGAUGUGGAUAACAUGAGAAGCUGGAUAGAAGAUACGAUGGCCAACAACUGAUCAUAUCCCUCCCCCUCCUCCUAGAGUAAUCUGAGUGUAUCCAAAUUUAUGCAAAUGAUGAACAAUUCUUGCAGGAUACGAUGAGCAUAAAAGCUGUAAAGGUCUUUCAGC